Adineta ricciae is the source of this 846-nucleotide messenger RNA. NCBI's taxonomy places the organism in Eukaryota, Metazoa, Rotifera, Eurotatoria, Adinetida, Adinetidae. The record is from the annotation of a GenBank genome assembly.
AUGUAUAAGCCAAUAAAACAUUCUCAUCAAUCAUCCGGUCGUUGGAGUCCCUUUGAACGACUGGAUAACAGUGAUUUGCCACUAGAGAAAAUUCAACCACCUACCAUGGAAGUAUUCCGAUGUAUGCAACCAAUUCUUCAGAAUGUUUUUCAUAUCAACAGAGACAACAAUUCGAGGAUGCUCUUCGUCAUAUUGCUGAUAAAUUACAAGAUCACCGUCGUCUGUGAUGAUUCAGGUUCAAUGCGAACACCUGUUGAUCACACAGGCAAAACACGAUGGGAUGGACUUCGCGAAAUCGUCAAAGUCAUCCUGGAAAUUACCGUGAUUUUCGACUCAAAUGGUGUUGAUAUUCAUUUUCUCAAUCGUCCACCAAUACUCCGUGUGACUGAUCCAACAGUCAUUGAUGAACAGUUUUCUAUACCACCUCGUGGCUACACGCCCUUAGUUCCAGUUCUCACACGAAUCUUUUCAUCGCCAGAAGCUCAGCGUGGAAGAGACAAGAAGGUCCUCGUGUUCAUUGCCACAGAUGGAACGCCGACUGAUGCCAGGGGUAACGUUAAUAUUGAUAAACUGGAUGAAGUGAUGACUCGAGUACGCAAUGCUGAAACAACGCAUGUGAUGUUUCUGAUAUGUACAGACGAUCCUGCAUGUGUCGCAUAUUUAGUUGAUUUUGAUGAAAGAAUGGCUAACGUUGAUGUGACUGAUGAUUUUUUCACCGAAAGGGAGAAAGUAUGGAAGAAAAACGGUCCGAACUACCCGUUUUCCAAAGGUGAUUAUAUAGCAAAAACGUUACUUGGCGCGAUAGAUCCAGAGAUAGAUGCUAUCAAUGAUACGCCUUGGUUGUAA